Molecule: messenger RNA, 2457 nt
Organism: Solanum pennellii
Lineage: Eukaryota; Viridiplantae; Streptophyta; Magnoliopsida; Solanales; Solanaceae
Product: pentatricopeptide repeat-containing protein At4g21065
Exons: 1
Coding region: 125-2002 (625 amino acids)
Biological process (GO): RNA modification
Molecular function (GO): zinc ion binding; RNA binding; protein binding
Source: RefSeq, a predicted model, not a curated record
AUAACACACAAAGUAUAACCAAAUUCUUGAAUUUAUAAGCAAUGGCUAUUUUCAGGCAAAUUAUAGUCCAACUCUAUAUAUGAACUAAAUUUCAAGAAACAAUACCAUUGAUACCAAAUUCCCAAUGUUCAAAUCCAAAACCCUAAAGAUUUUUCCUUCCAAAUAUGCAAAACUUUGUUAUUCUUCAGCUCCCUCUAUAGCUGAGGCCAACACUCAUCAUCAUCAUCAUCAUCAACUAGUUCUUGAACAAACACCAAUUUCACAAUUUUCUCAUUAUUUUGAUCCAAGAUUCUAUCUUUCUCAACUUAUAAAGUGUAAAAAUCUUUAUCAAGUAAAACAAGUUCAUGCUUCAAUAACAACUAAUGGAUUUCUUGAAAAUCUAAUUGUUGCUAAUAAGCUUCUAUACAUAUAUUGUAUGCAUAAGUCUUUAGAUGAUUCAUAUGCUUUGUUUUGUAGAUUUAAUGAGAAAAACGCUGUUUCUUGGAGUGUUAUGGUUGGUGGGUAUGCUAAAGCUGGAGACUUUAUGAACUGUUUUAGGAUUUUUAAGGAGUAUUUAAGAUCUGGGGUUAGACCUGAUACUUAUACAUUGCCUUUUGUGAUAAGGGUUUGUAGAGAUACAAUGGAUCUGCAAAUGGGUAGAUUGAUUCAUAAUGUUGUUUACAAAUGUGGGUUGCUGUUAGAUAACUUUGUUGUUGCAGCGCUUGUUGAUAUGUAUUCGAAAUGUAAGGUAAUUGGGGAUGCAAAGCAACUGUUUGAUGGAAUGCCUAAGAGGGAUGUUGUGACUUGGACGGUUAUGAUUGGGGCGUGUACGGAGUGUGGGGAUGCGACUGAGGCUUUAGUUUUGUUUGAUCAAAUGAGGGAGGAAGGAGUUGUUCCGGAUAAAGUCGUUUUGGUAAAUGUAGUUAAUGCUUGUGCAAAGAUAGGGGCAAUGCAUAAGGCUAAGUUAGUACAUGAAUAUAUAGUGAAGAACAAGUUUUCGUUCGAUGUUAUCUUGGGUACAGCGAUGGUUGAUAUGUAUGCUAAAUGUGGAUCGAUUGAUGUUGCGAGGGAAGUGUUUGAUGGUUUGAGAGAAAAGAACGUUAUAACUUGGAGUGCGAUGAUAGCAGCUUAUGGUUAUCAUGGCCAAGGAAACAAAGCUGUUGAUAUGUUCCCUAUGAUGUUAAGGACGGGGAUAUUGCCUAACAAGAUCACAUUUGUUUCUCUUCUGUAUGCGUGUAGUCAUAGCGGGCUGGUUGAAGAAGGUAAACAACUUUUCAUUUCUAUGCAGAAAGAGUACGGAGUGAAGCCUGAUAUCAAACAUUUCACUUGUAUGGUGGACCUCUUGGGCCGCGCUGGGAAAAUUGACGAGUCAUUAAAGUUAAUAGAGGAUAUGGCUGUUGAAAAAGAUGAAGGGCUUUGGGGGGCAUUACUUGGAGCAUGUAGAAUUCAUGGCUGUGUAGAGCUUGCCGAAAUGGCAGCAAAAUCGUUGAUUGAACUGCAACCUGAAAACGCAGGGCACUACGUCUUGCUAUCAAAUAUAUAUGCUAAAGCAGGUAAGUGGCAGGAUAUGGCCAAUAUUAGGGAGUUAAUGAGCCAUCAGAGAUUGAAGAAAGUUCCCGGUUGGACAUGGAUUGAAGUUGAUAACAAGAUUCAUCGAUUCAGCGUUGGAGACCACACCCAUCCUCUAUCGAAAGAGAUUUACGAGAAGUUAAAAUAUCUGCUGAAGGAACUAGAGAUUUCUGGUUAUGUUCCAGAUACAAACUUUGUGUUGCAUGAUGUUGAUGAGGAACUUAAGCUUGGAAACCUAUUCUCUCAUAGUGAAAAGUUGGCUAUUGCAUUUGGCCUCAUAAGCACACCUGAACAAUCUACUAUUAGAAUUAUGAAGAACCUUAGAGUAUGUGGUGACUGCCACACAUUCUGUAAGUUUGUUUCUCAGGUUACAAGUAGGGUGAUCAUUGUCCGCGAUGCAAAUCGGUUUCACCACUUCAAAGAAGGUGCCUGUUCUUGCAAAGAUUACUGGUGAUUGGUGAUUAGCUUUAGUUCCAGUCUUAUGAGGUGAUUGGUAUGUCUGUAAUGCUGCUGGAUGUGUGUCGAAUAGUGCAUUUUUUUAGAGGAUCCAACGCGGAUACAACAAUAUUUUUGGAGAUUUUGAGCAACAUAGGAUGAGAGGGGGAUGAAGAAAGUGGACUAAACAGACUCACAUUUCUCAUCGAAAGUAUAGUGAAAAGAAUCAUAUCGAACACACCCCUAACCAAUCCCUUCUUUCGUAGAUCAUGUGUAUUGUAAGUGAUCUGAGCCUGCCUGCAACAAGCCACUUGUCGAGGCAAGUGAAGUUGGCGAGCCGUAUGAUGGACAACUCUAUCCUGCAGUUUGGACAGGACUCCACUUCUAGUUAGUAUCCUCUUGAUUUUGGUAAAUCAUGUGUAUUGGUAGACAAGUUUGGGGGCCAAUGAAGUCAAUCUACUAAUUUCCGAAAAA